This is a messenger RNA of Carassius carassius (crucian carp), 792 nucleotides long. RefSeq names its product ADP-ribosylation factor 5-like. Gene Ontology annotation, biological process: intracellular protein transport; vesicle-mediated transport. The record is from RefSeq and is a predicted model, not a curated record. The transcript is spliced from 6 exons. NCBI's taxonomy places the organism in Eukaryota, Metazoa, Chordata, Actinopteri, Cypriniformes, Cyprinidae. Bases 307 to 792 code for a protein of 161 amino acids. Gene Ontology annotation, cellular component: plasma membrane; cytoplasm. Gene Ontology annotation, molecular function: GTP binding; GTPase activity.
UAGAAAUGGGCGCGACCAUUUGUAAAUUCAAUGGGUCUGGCUUCCGGUCUCAAAUGCGUCCACUCCGUCCAACUAUUUCUAGCUGAACAAACCAGUUCGUUUUGCUGCUUGAUAUUGAAAGUUGUUGUGUCAUCAUAUUAUCUUAAUGUAUUAUAUUAAUUAUGAACACAAUGGUUUGUAGAGAAAACAGUUUGACCGUUUAGAUAUUCGUCGUUAUUCUCCUCGUUAUUUACCUGUAGAGGCUAUUGGAUCGGAAGUCUCACCCAUAGGCUUACUUCCGCGUUGAAGAAAAAGAUUACGUUGCUUAUGAUUGGUCUGGAUGCAGCAGGGAAAACAACAGUGCUCUACAAACUCAAACUCGGUGAAGUUGUCACAACUAUUCCAACUAUUGGUUUUAAUGUUGAUAAAGUUGAUUAUAAAAACAUCUCCUUCACUGUGUGGGAUGUUGGCGGUCAGACCAAAAUCAGAGAUCUUUGGAAAUGUUAUUAUCAGGACACUGAGGGCCUGAUCUUUGUGGUGGACAGCAGUGAUCAUGACCGGAUUGAAACAGCAGCAGAGGAACUAAACGCGAUGCUGGCGGAGGACGAGAUGAGAGACGCGGUUCUGUUAGUUCUUGCUAACAAGCAGGAUUUACCCAAAGCCAUGCCGGUCCACGAGCUGACAGACAGACUGGGUUUACACGCACUGAGAGGACGACAGUGGUUUGUUCAGGACACAUGUGCGGUUCAAGGGUCAGGUUUAUAUGAAGGACUGGAUUGGCUCUCAGAUCAACUGUCCAGACGACAUUAUUAA